AUGGCCUGCACAAUCGAUUUCCGCCGCCUAGACGAAGGCUUCGGCGGCAAAACCUACAAGCGCAAGAGAAACCCCGAACCCACCGCCAACGAAGAUGCUUCAGUGUUUGGCUCUGUCGGUGCUGCAAUGGAAAUCGACGACGCGUGUUUACCUCCGUCAAAGCGGUCGGCGGUACCCUCGUCAGACAAUCCCGACAAGCCGAGCUUCGGGAAGCCGAGCUACGACGGCGUGAUCGCCGGGAGAGUCUCCGGCCGGAAGUGGAAGCAGCCGAGGAAGCAGAGGGCGUCGGCGACGCAGGUUAGCCAUAAGGGGACGACUUUCGAGGAGAGAGCGAAGGAGAAGGAGAUAAAGCGGGCGUACAGAGAGAGAAUGGCGGAGCUGAAGGGCGAGAUCAAGAAGAACAAGGAGGAGAAGAGGAAGAAGAAAGAGGAGAGGGAUAAGAAGAAGCAGGAGAACAUCUUGAGGUCCGGGACCAAGCUGCAGGUGAUUUCGAAUCCGAAGACGCUGAAGAAGAUUGCCAAGAGCAAGGACCGGAAGCUGCUCAAGGUUGUUCCUGAUGAUUUGAUCAACAAGAACAAGACGAAGAAGAAGAACAGCAACGACGACUAG
This is a messenger RNA of Prunus armeniaca (apricot), 609 nucleotides long. NCBI's taxonomy places the organism in Eukaryota, Viridiplantae, Streptophyta, Magnoliopsida, Rosales, Rosaceae. The record is from the annotation of a GenBank genome assembly.